UCUGUCCGAGGUGAAAGAACCACACACAGCAGCAGAGCUAAAAUGACAACGUUAAGACCUUUUACCUGCGAUGAUCUCUUUAAAUUCAACAAUAUCAAUUUGGACCCUUUGACAGAAACUUAUGGGAUCCCCUUUUAUCUCCAGUACCUGGCUCACUGGCCCGAGUACUUCAUCGUUGCCGAGGCUCCUGGAGGUGAACUGAUGGGCUACAUCAUGGGGAAGGCAGAGGGAUCCGUGGCUCGGGAGGAGUGGCACGGUCACGUCACCGCUCUGUCCGUCGCCCCGGAGUUCAGAAGACUCGGACUCGCUGCCAAACUCAUGGAGAUGCUGGAGGAGAUCUCAGAGAGGAAGGGCGGCUUCUUCGUGGAUCUCUUUGUGCGAGUAUCGAACCAGGUGGCGGUGAACAUGUACAAACGUCUUGGCUACAGCGUCUACAGGACGGUUAUAGAGUAUUACUCCGCUAGCAACGGAGAACCGGAUGAAGACGCUUACGACAUGAGGAAAGCUCUGUCCAGAGACACAGAGAAGAAGUCCAUCAUCCCGCUGCCACAUCCAGUCCGACCAGAAGACAUCGAAUAACAGUAGACUGUGGCUCUCUGACACUCCCGCUCCUUUUUAUUCCACGACAAAUAAAA
Molecule: messenger RNA, 635 nt
Organism: Scomber scombrus (Atlantic mackerel)
Lineage: Eukaryota; Metazoa; Chordata; Actinopteri; Scombriformes; Scombridae
Gene: naa20
Product: N-alpha-acetyltransferase 20, NatB catalytic subunit
Exons: 6
Coding region: 43-579 (178 amino acids)
Biological process (GO): N-terminal peptidyl-methionine acetylation
Cellular component (GO): NatB complex
Molecular function (GO): protein-N-terminal amino-acid acetyltransferase activity
Source: RefSeq, a predicted model, not a curated record